Terrapene triunguis (Three-toed box turtle) is the source of this 5119-nucleotide messenger RNA. It is a transcript of the gene DNM2, whose product is annotated as dynamin 2. NCBI's taxonomy places the organism in Eukaryota, Metazoa, Chordata, Testudines, Emydidae. Gene Ontology annotation, cellular component: microtubule; cytoplasm; membrane. Gene Ontology annotation, molecular function: GTPase activity; microtubule binding; GTP binding. The record is from RefSeq and is a predicted model, not a curated record. The coding region runs from base 77 to 2482 and encodes 801 amino acids. The transcript is spliced from 20 exons.
AGUUUGGCCGCCGCCGCCGAGAACCGUUUGAGGAGCCGCCGCCCGAGACGCGGGGAGCGCGGGCCCCGCGGCCGCCAUGGGGAACCGGGGGAUGGAGGACCUGAUCCCGCUGGUGAACAAGCUGCAGGACGCGUUCAGCUCCAUCGGGCAGAGCUGCCACCUGGACCUGCCGCAGAUCGCCGUGGUGGGCGGCCAGAGCGCCGGCAAGAGCUCCGUGCUCGAGAACUUCGUGGGCCGAGACUUUCUUCCCCGUGGGUCUGGAAUUGUCACCCGACGUCCUCUUAUUCUUCAGCUAAUCUUCUCAAAAACAGAAUAUGCAGAGUUUUUGCACUGCAAAUCCAAAAAGUUCACGGAUUUUGACGAGGUUCGGCAGGAGAUCGAAGCAGAGACAGACCGGGCCACAGGAACCAAUAAAGGAAUCUCUCCCGUUCCCAUCAACCUGAGAGUAUAUUCACCACAUGUGCUGAAUCUGACGUUGAUCGACCUUCCGGGUAUCACCAAGGUGCCGGUAGGAGACCAGCCCCAAGAUAUUGAGUACCAGAUCAAGGACAUGAUCUUGCAGUUUAUCAGCCGAGAAAGCAGCCUGAUUCUUGCGGUGACUCCAGCCAACAUGGAUCUGGCAAACUCGGAUGCUCUUAAAAUGGCUAAAGAAGUAGAUCCUCAAGGUAAAACAAACGCGCCCACCUGCUGCAGUAACAUAACUGCUGCAGAAUCCUUUAACAAAGGGAUAUCAGGAUUCCCAUGUGUUCUGCUGAGCAGCUCUCGCUACUGUGGGGAAUCCCGGCUGGCUCUGCCAAGUGGAAUGAUGGUCCAGCAGUUUGGGGUGGACUUUGAGAAGCGAAUUGAAGGCUCAGGAGACCAAGUGGACACACUAGAACUCUCUGGUGGUGCCAGAAUUAAUCGCAUCUUCCACGAGAGAUUCCCCUUCGAGCUGGUGAAGAUGGAAUUUGAUGAAAAGGACUUGAGGCGAGAAAUUAGCUAUGCAAUUAAAAACAUCCACGGCAUAAGGACGGGGCUUUUCACACCAGACUUGGCAUUCGAGGCCAUUGUGAAAAAGCAGGUGGUGAAGCUGAAAGAGCCUUGUCUGAAGUGUGUCGACCUGGUUAUUCAGGAGUUAAUCAAUACAGUUAGACAGUGUACCAGUAAGCUUGGCUCCUACCCCAGGUUACGAGAGGAGACCGAGAGGAUCGUUACCACUUACAUCAGGGAACGGGAAGGAAAAACAAAGGACCAGAUUCUACUAUUGAUCGACAUUGAGCUCUCCUAUAUCAACACUAACCAUGAAGACUUCAUUGGAUUUGCCAACUGUUACACUGAGCAGCACUUGACAGCAGGUGCCCAGCAGAGGAGCACCCAGCUGAACAAGAAAAGAGCCAUCCCAAAUCAGGGUGAGAUAUUGGGCUCCUUCCUUCCCUCCGCCAGAAAAUCUGUAAUCCGCAGGGGCUGGCUGACGAUUAACAACAUCAGCAUAAUGAAAGGAGGCUCCAAGGAGUACUGGUUCGUGCUGACUGCAGAGUCUUUGUCCUGGUACAAAGAUGAGGAGGAAAAGGAGAAGAAAUACAUGUUGCCCUUGGAUAAUCUGAAAAUCCGGGAUGUGGAGAAGGGCUUCAUGUCUAACAAACACGUCUUUGCCAUCUUCAACACGGAGCAAAGGAAUGUGUAUAAAGAUCUCCGUCAGAUUGAGCUGGCCUGUGACUCCCAGGAAGAUGUGGACAGCUGGAAAGCCUCCUUCCUCCGGGCUGGUGUUUAUCCAGAGAAAGACCAAGUGGAGAAUGAGGAUGGGGCCCAAGAGAACACCUUCUCCAUGGACCCGCAGCUGGAGCGCCAGGUGGAGACCAUCCGCAACCUUGUCGACUCCUACGUGGGAAUCAUCAACAAGUCCAUCCGGGACCUCAUGCCAAAGACCAUAAUGCACCUCAUGAUAAACAAUACCAAGGAUUUCAUCCACUCGGAGCUGCUGGCCUACCUGUACUCCUCCGCAGACCAGAACAGUCUGAUGGAGGAGUCGGCCGACCAGGCGCAGAGGAGGGACGACAUGCUGCGGAUGUACCAUGCUCUGAAGGAGGCCUUGCACAUCAUCGGGGACAUCAGCACCAGUACGGUCUCCACGCCGGUCCCGCCGCCCGUGGAUGACGCCUGGCUGCAGAGUGGGAGCAGCCCGACGCCCCAGCGCAGACCUACCUCCACCGUGCUGCCGCCAGGCAGGCCCCCAGCUGUGAGGGGCCCAACUCCAGGCCCCCCUUUGAUCCCUGCCCCUGCAGGGAGUCUCUCUUCCUUUGUGGCUCCCCCCAUCCCCUCGCGUCCUGGACCUCAGAACGUAUUUGCUGCUAAUAACGAUCCCUUCUCAGCCCCUCCUCAGAUUCCAUCACGGCCGGCACGCAUUCCGCCUGGCAUUCCCCCGGGCGUGCCCAGCAGAAGACCCCCCGCAGCGCCGAACCGGCCAACCAUUAUCCGACCGGCUGAGCCCUCCUUGCUAGACUAGCCCCCUGGGGGGCUGCUAGUGACUCCUGUGUGCCUGGUGCGGCUGCCCCACACCUGCUGUCUGGGGCGGGGAGGAAGAGGGGAAAUCCCCCCCUCGUCUCCCAUGUCUAAUUUCUUGUUUAAAAAACCUUACGACUGUGAUCAGCUCUGCAGAGUGGUUCUAGCCAAGGCCAAUUCCUGUUAGCCUGGUGGACUUUCUCUGGGAUGGGCACAGCAGGCUCCUUCCUUGUAAAUACCAAUGGCGUCUGUUAAGGGCAGUCGCUGUGUUCCUUGUCCUGAUGGCCCUCCCCUCUCCCCACAGCUCUCUGCUCUUUCCCAGCUAGGAAGUGGGUAACUGGCAUUACACUCUGGGGGGCUGGUUCAGGAGAACCACCACCCCUCGGAACGAAUACCCCAGCGCAACUCAGCGCCCCCACCACCGCCACGAUGUCAUAAAAAGCAGAGGAUUCUAUUUUGGGGGUUGACUUUUGCACUUUGUUGAAUAACACACAAUGAACCCCAGCUGGGUUCUUGCCUUGGGAUCGUCUGAAUGUAGGAAGUAGAGACGGGAGUUCUGAAAGGCAGUUGAAACAGACUGUCCUAUUUCUCUCUCUGCACAGAAUCUCCUUAAACUCCUGCUAUUCAGGCUGAUCCGAUUUCUGUCUCUGGCUCCUCUUCCACCCCCCUCAGCCAGCCAGAAUUGUUUUGUAUUGUUAAUAUAUUCUAUAUAAAACACUUAAUGAUUUCCCCCCUCCCUGAGGCCCUUCCCUAAACUUGAUUGCUAAUCUGAUCAUAGGCUAUAUUUCAGUUCUAUAGCGUGGAGGAAGAUUUAUAUAUGAGAAAUAAUGGGACUGCAGAUAGUGAUUUGCUAAUUCAAUCCUAAUUCACCCCAAAUGGGAGCAGACUCUUCAGGUUAGCCCUUUGUCAGGAGGUGCUUGGCUGAUUGUGAACCUCAGGUAUUCCUCAUGCAAUAUCUGCCCCUGUGCCCAGGCCCCCAAUUGGGGCUUAUGUUCAGCUAGUAAGUGACAAACUUGGAUUGUGUUCUGUGAAAGAAGCACUUAGCCAAAGGGCCCUGGGCUGAUGAGCCUCAGCAAACCCAAUCGGAUGAGCAAAAUACCAAGCCAGGUGGGGCCCCAAAUGGGCCAUGGAAUGAGCAUAAGGGAGACAUGCAGAGCGCCAAAGUAGCAGGCGGGGUUCUGUGUCAGUAGCAACUUCUGUCACUAGCUGGUUGCUUUGCUCGUUCUCCACUUGGUCAGGGUCCUAGGCCAGCUGGAGCAGCAGAGGGUCUCGUAACCGAAAGCCAGGGCUUGGACAGCUGGGGGCAGGCUUGAGGGCUAGCGCAGGCUGUGGACAAAGGCUUGUCUGAAGCCUUUCUAGGAGCAAAACUCCCAGGAGCUCCACAGCCAAUGUCCAUGAAAGACCAGAUGUGUUUUCCCUCCUGCUGGUGGGCAGCCCGGGGUUGUAACAGGCCCUGGUGUCCAAAAGCUCAGGUGGAGAACGUGUGACUCCUGUCGGAUGGGGGAAGGGAGGUUGUGAUGCCCACAGUGCUAUGUACAUGGAUCUAGCCCAGGAGAGAGAGGCUGUACUGCACCGUGGGCAUGUGACUCUUCACUGGGGAGGAAGCUGAGGGAGUGCGUUUAGCAACUGGAAACUUGCUGUGGAAGGCUUUGGCGUAGUAUCCGUUCUGUGCCUCUCCACGCACCUCCCCUUCCCUCGAGCUGUGCUUGAGCAGUGCCUUCUCGGGUACCUUGGCAAAGCACUCCACACCAGGGCCAGAAGCAGAGGCUGUGCGUGCGUGUGCGUGUAUGUGUGUGUGUGUGUAUAUAUAUAAAUAUAUAUUUUUAAAGACUAUUAAUUGUAAAAUCUUGAGGUGUUUGGGGUUUUUUUAAUCCGGUUCAAGCCCAACCCUCUGCUCUCUGAGAACCUGUAGGGCUGAUACUUCGCCCAACAACAUCCUCUAGCCAGAGAACUAUGGAAAAGAUCCAUGAACCAGCCUGCCUUAAAUAACCUUUGUUUCAAAGAGCCUGUCUUCAUCGUGGCCUCUCCCCUUCCUGCGUGGCGGGAGGGGACCCGAACUGCUUCCUGGCGUUGGCAUUUGAACCUUAGCGCAGGCGCUGGUAACCAAAAGCAUUAACGCUUGUAUGGAGACGGCACGGUGGCGGAGUGCGAGCUGACAUGGCCCGGGCAGCCAUGCUGCCGGCUUCACAAAGCAAACUUGCAAACCAAAAACAUGCCUAGCAACUUGCUGGCCAUUAAAACUUGGCUCCAGCAGGGGGCAGCCUGGCUUGCUGCUUGUCUUCAACACUGUCACUAUUUCCUUGCACUAGCAGCAGCUGCUUUGUUCUAGGCUGUUGUGCAAUGCAGUCCUUAGCCCACUCCCAUCGAUGCUCUGGCCAUUCGAGCUGCCUGCGCAGGGGUUCCUGAGGUCCCUUUGCUUGUCUGUUUUUUACAAAAUCCAAUUGCCUCUGUUCCGCCUCCUGCUAGCUCUCCCUGAUGUUCUCGUGUGUGAAGUGGGCUCUGGAACCUCUCUCUCAUCUCGUGUUGAUUACAAACCCCAGUCCACUUCUCUCCUGUUCCUUCAGUUUGCUGAUUGUGUAAGUGCCUCCACUCUGUAUCCUAUUAAUAAACUAAAAAAUAAAGGGAAAAAAAUCAGCUGGUG